Nerophis ophidion (straightnose pipefish) is the source of this 3296-nucleotide messenger RNA. RefSeq names its product methyltransferase-like protein 27. Gene Ontology annotation, molecular function: S-adenosylmethionine-dependent methyltransferase activity. Bases 89 to 850 code for a protein of 253 amino acids. Lineage: Eukaryota; Metazoa; Chordata; Actinopteri; Syngnathiformes; Syngnathidae. The record is from RefSeq and is a predicted model, not a curated record. The transcript has 6 exons.
UUCCAGAAGAUUGUUUGGACUCCGAGCGCGCCACUGAGGCCCUCUAGUGGCCGGACUGUGAACAGCAAGACCGGUGACGGUGAAGCGCAUGCGCGGCAAGAGUGGACACCGGGAAGUCAAGGUUUUGCAGUUCGCGGCGUUGCCAGACUUAAGGUGCGUACGCAAAAUGUCGGCUGCGGAGAGCCGCACGUUUGAUGUCGUCAAAGAAGUCAUCCUGUCAGCUCAUAAGGGCAGCACUACAGCGGAGAAGAUGGACUUCUAUGACAGCUGGGCCAGCCGCUUCGAGCAGGACGUUGCAGUUAUUGACUAUCGUGCACCCAGUCUGGCAGCCAGCACCGUCGCCGCCCACUUUUGUGGCGAACGCCAGGCCGCCGUGGUGUUGGAUGUGGCCUGUGGCACAGGAUUGGUGGCCAAACAGAUGAAGAAAGAUGGCUUUGAACAUUUCGUGGGUGUGGAUGGAAGCCAGGCGAUGUUGCAGCGGGCCAAAGAGAGCGGACUGUACCAGGACCUGAAGCUGGUUCUGCUCGGAGAAGAGCCGCUUUCUGUCCAAUCAGGUGACUUUGACGUAGUGCUGAUAGUUGGAGCUCUGAGCGUGGGUCAAGUUCCGGUGGAGGUCAUCAGGGAGCUGUGCCAGGCCGCCAAACAGGGGGGCCUCAUCUGCAUGACGACCAGGAGUAACCAUGACAACGCCGGCUACAAAUCAGCCUUGGAGGGCGAGACAAAGCGGAUGGAGGAGGAAGGACUGUGGCGUGCCGUGGAGGUCUUGGAGGUGAAGGAGUGGGAGAGAGCGGUGUCAGAGAUGGAGGAGGGUUACAUACCUGGAUGUGUGUAUCUCUUUAAGAAGCUUUAACUGCGACACAAAAUUGUUUACACUAGGGAUGCACCGAAAUGAAAAUUUGUGGCCGAAGCCGAAUAAUGAAUGCAGUUUUUCACAAUUAUUUUUAUAUUGCAUAAAUAGCCUAGAAUAAAUAUUUAGACAUGUUUUUCAAAUAAAGUCAUUUUUUAUUGAAUAUUGACAUUUUUUUAACAUUCCAGUAGCCUUUGCUUUUCAAAAAAAAAAGCACAAAGUUGUUCAUUUAUAUUAGGCCUUCAAACAAAACAUGCAUUCCAAAAAAAAAAUAAUGUGCAUUAAAGUGGAUAAACCCACAACAAAUGAAUUAUUGUCCUUUUGGCAAAAGCCUGCUUAGCCACAGUAGAUAUGCUAAUAAUGUAAACAGAGGCCCCACUAAAUCUCAAUAAGUGUGUGCUUGUAACCUCAUACACUUAUACAGGUACACAACAUAUCCCAACCCCACCGCGUCAAAAAAUUGCGUCACACGCCACUAUUCGGCCUUGUUCUUAACUCAUUCCACCGAAGGCCGAAUGUGGCUUUUUUUUGCCAUAUUCAGCCGAAUAUAUUCGGUUACCGAUUAAUCGGCGCAUCCCUAGUCUACACAAUAUAAAUAAACAAAUAAUUUCACUCACUAAAUUGUCAUCCUUGGCUUAAAGUUUCAGUUCAUUUGAAAAAGUCCAAUUUGAAUUGAAAUUGGCUCCAUCCCACAGGAAGUUGGAUUUGAAUGAUAGGAAGUGGAAUUAAAUUCAUAACAAUUCUGUAAAACUGGACAAUUUUCAGCUAAAUGUCACAUAUAAAGGCAAAGUGCAUCAAGCGAAAGCCAUUUAUCAACAACACCCGCAAACGCUAAGCCCGAGCUCAUCUCAGAUGGACUGAUCCAUCCAUCCAUUUUUUUACCGCUUAUUCCCUUUGGCGUCGCGGGGGGCGCUGGUGCCUAACUCAGCUACAAUCCGGCGGAAGGCAGGGUACACCCUGGACAAGUCGCCACCUCAUCGCAGGGCCAACACAGAUAGACAGACAACACUCACACUCACAUUCAAACACUAGGGCCAAUUUAGUGUUGCCAAUCAACCUAUCCCCAGGUGCAUGUCUUUGGAAGUGGGAGGAAGCCGGAGUACCCGGAGGGAACCCACGCAUUCACGGGGAGAACAUGCAAACUCCACACAGAAAGUUUCACGCCAUAGCUCGGUUGGUAGAGUGGCCGUGGCAGCAACUUGAAGUUUGCAGGUUCGAUUCCCGCUUGUGCCAUCCUAGUUACUGCCGUUGUGUCCUUGGGCAAGACACUUUACCCACCUGCUCCCAGUGCCACCCACACUGGUUUAAAUGUAACUUAGAUAUUGGGUUUCACUAUGUAAAGCGCUUUGAGUCACUUGAGAAAAGCGCUAUAUAAAUAUAAUUCACUUCACUAUUCGGCCUUGUUCUUAACUCAUUCCACCGAAGGCCGAAUGUGGCUUUUUUUUGCCAUAUUCGGCCGAAUAUAUUCGGUUACCGAUUAAUCGACGCAUCCCUAGUUUACACAAUAUAAAUAAACAAAUAAUUUCACUCACAAAGUUGUCAUCCUUGGCUUAAAGUUUCAGUUCAUUUGAAAAAGUCCAAUUUGAAUUGAAAUUGGCUCCAUCCCACAGGAAGUUGGAUUUGAAUUACAGGAAGUGGAAUUCAAUUCAUAACAAUUCUGUAAAACUGGACAAUUUUCAGCUAAAUGUCACAUAUAAAGCCAAAGUGCAUCAAGCGAAAGCCAUUUAUCAACAACACCCGCAAACGCUAAGCCCGAGCUCAUCUCAGAUGGACUGAUCCAUCCAUCCAUUUUCUACCGCUUAUUCCCUUUGACGUCGCGGGGGGCGCUGGUGCCUAACUCAGCUACAAUCCGGCCGAAGGCAGGGUACACCCUGGACAAGUCGCCACCUCAUCACAGGGCCAACACAGAUAGACAGACAACACUCACACUCACAUUCACACACUAGGGCCAAUUUAGUGUUGCCAAUCAACCUAUCCCCAGGUGCAUGUCUUUGGAAGUGGGAGGAAGCCGGAGUACCCGGAGGGAACCCACGCAUUCACGGGGAGAACAUGCAAACUCCACACAGAAAGUUUCACGCCAUAGCUCGGUUGGUAGAGUGGCCGUGGCAGCAACUUGAAGUUUGCAGGUUCGAUUCCCGCUUGUGCCAUCCUAGUUACUGCCGUUGUGUCCUUGGGCAAGAGACUUUACCCACCUGCUCCCAGUGCCACCCACACUGGUUUAAAUGUAACUUAGAUAUUGGGUUUCACUAUGUAAAGCGCUUUGAGUCACUUGAGAAAAGCGCUAUAUAAAUAUAAUUCACUUCACUAUUCGGCCUUGUUCUUAACUCAUUCCACCGAAGGCCGAAUGUGGCUUUUUUUUGCCAUAUUCGGCCGAAUAUAUUCGGUUACCGAUUCAUCGACACAUCCCUAGUUUACACAAUAUAAAUAAACAAAUAAUUUCACUCACUAA